Messenger RNA from Volvox carteri f. nagariensis, 1097 nucleotides. RefSeq lists its product as uncharacterized. The transcript is spliced from 4 exons. NCBI's taxonomy places the organism in Eukaryota, Viridiplantae, Chlorophyta, Chlorophyceae, Chlamydomonadales, Volvocaceae. The coding region runs from base 180 to 1097 and encodes 305 amino acids. Gene Ontology annotation, molecular function: ATP binding; ATP hydrolysis activity. The record is from RefSeq and is a predicted model, not a curated record.
CAAAAGGAGUGCGGCAUCAAAAACCUGCUCAGACACUUCAACUUCUCAACUGGGACCUGACGAAUUGGAGUGUGUGGCCUCCAAGCCUUUUUGCGAUUCUCCUGCCUACGGGUCUUUCCACACAUCUUUUAACACUCUCUAGUUAGUUAAGAAUCUCAAUACAAAUAAUUAAGCAACCCAUGAUGGCUCUUGCCGGUGAAGGACCUACAAGCAGCCAAGCUGAGGCUGUGGGCCUCAGCAGCGUGAGCUACUCUUACCCGGGAUGUGUACCAUUCAUCAAGGGGUGCAACUUGGACCUGCAUCGUGGGAGUCGCUGCCUGCUUAUCGGUGCAAACGGUGCGGGCAAGACCACCCUAUUGCAGAUUGUGGCGGGGAAAUACAUGGUGGCGCAGGACUCCGUCCGAGUGCUCGGGCGUUCGCCGUUUCAUGACCUGAAAUUGACUUGUUCCGGCCAACUAAGCUAUUUGGGAACUUCCUGGCGCAAGGACGUGGCAUUCGCUGGAUACGGAGUUCCCUUGCAGGGUGACAUUAGCGCGGGGAAGAUGAUCUUUGGCGUCGAAGGUGUGGACCCGGCACGCCGCGCACGUUUGGUGGAGAUGCUGGAUAUCGACUUGUACCAGCGUAUCACGACUAUGAGUGAUGGGCAAAAACGUCGCGUUCAGAUCUGCAUGGGACUUUUGAAGCCAUACGAGGUUCUACUGCUCGACGAGAUCACCGUAGACCUGGACGUGAUUGGACGCCUCCGCCUACUGGAGUUCUUCAAGCUGGAGAGUGAAGAGCGGGGGGCGACAAUAUUAUACGCGACCCACAUCUUCGACGGCCUUGAGGACUGGGUGACGCAUGUGGCAUACAUGGAAGAGGGCAGCAUCGUGAAAGGAGGCCCAAUCACGCAAGUCCAGGAUGCGGCGGCAGCAGCGGCAGGCACUGGCAUGAAGCUCCUGCACGUUGUGGAAAACUGGCUUCGCGCUGAGCGGGAUGCACGGAUGGCACGUGCUGCAGCGGGCGCUGCAGAGGGGCAGACUGCCAGUGCGGAAACGGCCGUGCGGCCGCAGCGCACCCCAUACAUGCCUAGCAAGCACCUGGCCUUUUUUAGAUAG